AUGCUGUGGACUAGACACAUACUAGGACUAUUUCGCCAUCUACCAACACGAAAUCGGAUUAAUAUACAGAAAACCUUUAUCAAGCCAGUUGAAAAUGUACAACUGAUUUUAGUUGAUUGUUUAACAGCUACUGUUGUUAUUCCCCCAUUUAGUACGAAGCACCGUAAGCACCAUCUGCUCAUUAAUACACGAAUGGAACUGAACAAAGCACAAAGAAUAGUUGUGAAGCUUGGCAGCGCUGUGAUCACUCGAGAAGAUGAAUGUGGUCUAGCUCUCGGUAGACUUGCGUCUAUUGUCGAGCAGGUCGCAGAGUUACAACAAGCCGGUCGUCAGAUGCUCAUAGUGUCAUCAGGUGCAGUAGCAUUUGGACGACAAAAACUUCGACAAGAACUUGUUAUGAGCAUGAGCAUGAGGCAAACACUAAGAGGACCUUCUGGGAUGACAGCAGACAAACGUGCAUGUGCUGCUUCUGGAAUGCCUGGUCUUAUGUCACUUUAUGAACAACUUUUUCAACAAUAUGGAAUAACUGUUGCCCAGGUACUGCUUACAAAACCAGAUAUAGAUGAUCCUCAACGCCGCAAAAACCUCCACGAUACUAUUGAGAGUCUUCUAAACCUCAAUAUUAUUCCAAUCGUUAACGCUAAUGAUGCUGUUGCACCGGAUCCCAAACUAAACAUGCAUAUCUCCGAUAAUGACCUGUUGGCCGCACGACUUUCUUCAGAGAUAGAAGCCGAACUACUCAUAAUUCUCUCAAACGUAAACGGUGUAUACACAGGUCCGCCCGGUAUGGAAGGUUCUCGUCUACUUCAUACAUUCGUACCUUCUGAAAGUUCUCAUGUCGUUUUUGGAGCAAACAGUAAAUUCGGAACGGGUGGCAUGGAAAGCAAGGUAAAUGCUUGUGUAAAAGCACUGGAGAAUGGGGUAACGACUGUGAUUACGAACGGUUUAGCACAAAAUGCCAUCACAGAUGCAGUAAAAGGCAAGAAGAUUGGUACAAUGUUUUGCCGAACACUUCGCUAUGAAGGACCACCAGUUGAAGAAAUCGCCAUCAAAUGUCGCGACGCUGGCCGCCGAUUGGCCUCUCUUAAUAAUGCCGAACGAGCAUCAAUGGUUCGAUAUUUAGCCGGACUCCUGGUUCAGAGGGAAAAUGAAAUUAUGGAGGCGAAUCGUCUAGACAUCAGUAAUGCCGAAAACAGUGGUUUGGAGCCUCAGCUUCUGAAUCGCUUGAAGAUGUCCAAAGAGAAGAUUAUGGACCUUUACAAUGGAUUGAAUAUCAUCGCAGAAUCAGCGGAAACUCUUAUUGGACGAUGUUAUAAAAAGAUAAAGAUAAGUGACAACCUUGUUCUUGAACAGGUUAGCGUGCCGAUUGGUUCGCUAAUGGUUAUCUUCGAGUCACGCCCCGAUUGCUUACCUCAGGUACUUUUUGUUGUUUUUACAGGAAAUGAAGCCGAAGAAAGUAAUAGAAUGUUGCACAGUAUUGUUCAGGAAUCGCUCGGCACACAUGGCUAUGAUAUGCGAGAUGCGGUGACUUUGGUACGAAGUCGUGAAGAUGUGACAGAAUUACUGCAACUAAAGGAUCUCAUUGAUCUGGUAAUACCGCGUGGAUCGUCAGAGCUAGUACGAAAAAUGCAAGUGCAAAGCAAAGGGAUUCCUGUCUUAGGGCAUGCUGAAGGGAUUUGUCAUGUCUAUCUCGACAGAGAACUGGAUGAACAAAUGGCUAUAAACAUUGUCCGGGAUUCGAAAUGCGAAUACCCUUCAGCUUGCAACGCUGCCGAAACAGUUCUCAUUCACAAAGAUCUCGUCAGCACAGCUUUCUUUGACCAACUCUGUGGAAUGUUAAAAACGGAAGGCGUUAAAGUGCACGCAGGGCCAAAACUUCAAUCAAUGCUGAAAUUUGGUCCACCACCUGUUGAGAGCCUCAAGUUCGAAUACGGAUGUCUGGAGUGCACACUGGAGGUGGUCGACAAUGUUGAUGAGGCCGUAGCACAUAUAAUUCGUUAUGGCUCUGGACAUACCGAAAGUAUCGUCACCAAUAACGGUACAAAUAUCACUGCUGAGCACUUUAUUAAACAUGUGGAUAGUGCGUGUACAUUCCAUAAUGCCUCAACUCGUUUUGCCGACGGCUACAGAUUUGGACUGGGUGCUGAAGUAGGUAUCUCAACUGGAAGAAUACAUGCUCGUGGUCCGGUUGGUGUUGAAGGGCUGCUCACAACCAAAUGGGUUUUACGUGGAGCUGGUCAUACGGUACACGAUUUCAAGCCGAACGGUUGUUAUCGAUAUCAACACGAAGUAAUGAAUCCAACAGAAAUCUACAGAACGCCGGAUGCGAUCCAGAAAUGUGUAUGA
Molecule: messenger RNA, 2346 nt
Organism: Angiostrongylus costaricensis
Lineage: Eukaryota; Metazoa; Nematoda; Chromadorea; Rhabditida; Metastrongylidae
Source: the annotation of a GenBank genome assembly